This is a messenger RNA of Trypanosoma grayi, 273 nucleotides long. Its product is annotated as 60S ribosomal protein L37a. The coding region runs from base 1 to 273 and encodes 90 amino acids. NCBI's taxonomy places the organism in Eukaryota, Euglenozoa, Kinetoplastea, Trypanosomatida, Trypanosomatidae. The transcript has a single exon. Gene Ontology annotation, cellular component: ribosome. Gene Ontology annotation, molecular function: structural constituent of ribosome. Gene Ontology annotation, biological process: translation. The record is from RefSeq and is a predicted model, not a curated record.
AUGGCGAAGCGUACAGUUAAGAUGGGCGUCAUGGGACGCUACGGCGCUCGCUAUGGUGCCAAUCCCAGGAAGCGUGCCAAGAAGCUCGAGGUAUCGCAGCACGCGAGGCAUUUUUGCUCAUUCUGUGGCAAGUUUGCCUUCCGCCGCAAGGCUGUUGGUAUCUGGCGCUGUGACGGGUGCUCCAAGACCGUGGCUGGAGGUGCUUAUACACUGAGCACUCCUAACAACAGCACUGUCCGGUCCACUGUUCGUCGCCUUCGUGAACUGAAGUAA